UGAAGAAGAAUGGAAGGUUAUUAAAGGGAGAUUUCUAGCCAUCAAUGCAGUAAAUAUGAGCUGUGCCUGUCCACGAAGUCCAAAAGGUCUUUCACCAGCAGCUCAUUUGGCAGAUGGCUCAGCUGACCUCAUUCUAGUUCGUAAAUGCUCCAGAUUUGGUUUUCUACGAUAUCUUUUCAGACAUAAAAACCAAGAUGAUCAGUUUGACUUCUCAUUUAUAGAUGUUUAUCGGGUGAAGAGUUUUCAAUUUACAUCAAAGCUUUUAGAAGACAACGAAAGCAAUGUCACAGACAUAGGAAAGAAACGUUUUGGCCAGUUCUGCAGAGAUCAUCCAGUCUGUUGCUGUAAUAUUGCUAAUAGCACCUGGAAUUGUGAUGGAGAAACUCUGGACAGUUCAGCGAUUGAAGUGAGGGUUCACUGCCAGUUAUUGAAACUAUUUGCAAGGGGAAUCGAGGAAAACUGUAAAGAUGAAGAUGCUUACAGCCAGAGUAAUGUUGAACAAUUACUAUAGACGUUGUUCCUCCAAUGGGGAGAAGAAAACUUGAAAAGCUCAAGGAAAUUGAGUAAAUCUGCAUUUUAGUCAAAUUGACAAGUAUUUUAAAAUUUUAGAUUUUUUUUUUUGUUAGUUUAGUAUCAUUU
This is a messenger RNA of Mesitornis unicolor (brown roatelo), 639 nucleotides long. Its product is annotated as ceramide kinase-like. The transcript is spliced from 3 exons. Lineage: Eukaryota; Metazoa; Chordata; Aves; Mesitornithiformes; Mesitornithidae. The record is from RefSeq and is a predicted model, not a curated record. Bases 56 to 511 code for a protein of 151 amino acids.